GUGCAGCCGGAGAGUAAAGAAAUCUCGAAACCCCAACCUUCUUCCCCAAUUUCAUUUCGACCAUGGACUUCAAUGUCAACAGUUCUCCCUCCUCCUCCUCCACCUUCUCCUCCACCCCACACCCGAUGACCACCACCACCAGUGACCCGAUGCACUCUUGGUGGGAAUCAAUCUCCAAGGCUCGUUCUCAAAUCCUUGCCCUCUCAUCCAUCAUCAGCGAUCUGUCUUUAUCCUUCUCUUCUUCGUUCUCUCUAUCUACACUUGCCGACUCCGACCGCCCUGCGCUUUCCUUUCUCUCCUCCCCCGAUGCAUACUUGCUCCUCUCCUCCGCUCUCUCCGCCCCUCACUCCGGCUCCGGUCCCGACCCGCUCUGCCAGUGGCUCUACGAAACGUACCUCUCCAAUGACCCUCAUCUCCGCCUCAUCGUCCUCUCCUUUCUCCCUCUAAUUUCAGGUAUCUACCUCUCUCGUCUCCACUACCCUGAAUCCUCCUCUUCCUCCCUUCCCUCUCUCGCCGGCUUUGAGGCAGUCCUUCUAGCUAUAUAUUCAUCCGAGGCGAAGUCACGUGCCGGCAAGGCUAUCACUGUUCAAAUUCCCGAUCUCGCCCAGCCGUCACUCUACCAUACACCUCGCAACAGGCAAAGCGCCAACAUUGCGGACAAGUCCGGGCCUUCUGUUGGGAUCCUUUGUCCUCCGCUUGAGCAUCAGAAUGCGGUGAAGUCAACGAAGCGAGCCACCAUUGUUGGGGUUGCACUCGAUUGUUACUUCAAACAGAUCUCGCAGAUGCCAAGUUGGUCAAAGGUUGAGUUCUGUAAAUUCGCCACCGCCUGGGCAGGGCAGGAUUGCUUGUGCGAGAGAGAGUUUGACGGGGAUGACGAAACUGAAAAGGCUGGAUAUUUUUUGGAGGACGCGGGCAUGGAGAAUGGAAAUGAUGAGAUUGGGGAUGUUGUAGUGGAGAAGAUGAGCAAAUUGGGGAUUGACAAUGACAAUGCAGAGGAUUUGAAGCCAAAGGGGCUCAGGAUUCCGCUGCCUUGGGAGCUUUUGCAGCCAAUGCUGCGUAUAUUGGGGCAUUGCUUGUUGGGGCCUUUGAAUUCACAAGAUGUUAAGGAUGCAGCAUCGAUGGCUGUGAGGCGGUUGUAUGCUCGAGCGUCUCAUGAUAUCAACCCACAAGCAAUUUUGGCUACACGGAGUCUCAUUCAGCUCAAUAAGAGGGCGAGUGCUGCUGCUAAGGCUGCAGCAGCAGCAAAUUCAUCUUCGAAUGUUAACACACCUAGUAAAGCUAAGAAGCCAGAAGUUCUUUUGGUUUCCAAGUGAUUGGUAGGGGUGUUCUUGCUGGAAGAUUUGGGUGACAGUUCUUCGACUGUGUAGUUGCCUUAUAUCAAGUGGAGGGCCGUGGAGGUAUUUGGCAUUUCAGAUCCUGUAAGUUUAGACUGGCUUCUUGCCUCUUUCUUGCUGCCAAUGCUGCAUAAGAUGCUCCUGUGCAGGUGAAGAUGAUCUGACAUCUGAGUAAAGGUUUAUUCUUUAACUAGAUACUAUUAGACUGUUACUGUAAUUACUUAAAAGAUAAAUGUAUUCAGAUCCAUGUGUCUAGAUUUUCAUGAACGUUUACUCUGGUAUUCUAAAAUUUUCUUCCAUCC
Molecule: messenger RNA, 1636 nt
Organism: Tripterygium wilfordii
Lineage: Eukaryota; Viridiplantae; Streptophyta; Magnoliopsida; Celastrales; Celastraceae
Exons: 2
Coding region: 63-1313 (416 amino acids)
Biological process (GO): protein localization to plasma membrane; phosphatidylinositol phosphate biosynthetic process
Cellular component (GO): plasma membrane
Source: RefSeq, a predicted model, not a curated record